Polypterus senegalus (gray bichir) is the source of this 1472-nucleotide messenger RNA. RefSeq names its product XK, Kell blood group complex subunit-related family, member 9 (gene xkr9). NCBI's taxonomy places the organism in Eukaryota, Metazoa, Chordata, Cladistia, Polypteriformes, Polypteridae. Bases 61 to 1410 code for a protein of 449 amino acids. The record is from RefSeq and is a predicted model, not a curated record. Gene Ontology annotation, cellular component: plasma membrane. The transcript has 3 exons. Gene Ontology annotation, biological process: engulfment of apoptotic cell; apoptotic process involved in development; phosphatidylserine exposure on apoptotic cell surface.
UGCAUUCGGUGCUAAGGCGCUUGCAGCUUGAAGAUAAAGGGUCCCGUUUCGUGUCGUUGCAUGCUAUUCAUUGCCCGUCAAUGUUCUCUUCAGCAAGUGACUGUACGAUUACUCAAUCCAAUUAUCUUCGCUAUAUGCGUACUCGAAACUUCCGGAUUCUCAUUCGGAAAAUCAACUGACGUUUGCACUGGCACUGCUGCCAGGAGUGCUCGGGAAUAUGGAUACCUCACAGAUCCGAUGACCCUCUUAAUCACCAUGCCCCCCACAACUCCAUACACCUGCUUCAACUGGAUCAUGUGCUUUAUUGGACUUCUGCUUUACUUGGGAGAUAUCUGCACUGACAUCUGGGUGGCGGUUAAGUAUCUUACGAGGGGCUACGUUCUUUGGUUCGCCUUGACGCUUACCUUUGUGUUGCUUUCCACGGUCAUCAUCCAAGUUUUCAGCUACUUCUGGUAUCGGGACGACAGUGGCAGUGACAGCGGCGCAGCGGAAUCGUGUGCUUUAAUUGGGCUGCAUUUUUGUCAGCUAGGAAUUUUUACAAGGUACAAGGAACUACUUAAGAAUGGAUAUAGAGAAAUCAAAGGGAAGCAACCAUGUUCAACAGAAGAAAGUGCAAGUGAAAUUUGGGGAAUGACUGCAGACAUCAGCAUGUUGAAAUUGUUUGAAACUCACUUGGAGAGUGUUCCUCAACUCAUCCUGCAGCUGUAUAUCUACUUGGAACACAAAGAAAAAAUGACCAUUCAGUAUUUGACACUGACAAUGUCAUUCUUCAGUAUUGCUUGGAGCGCUGUGGACUAUCAGAGAUGCUUGCGGAGAUCCCUGCCAAACAAAAAGGAGAUAUCUCAUGUGCCAUCUAUCACUGUGUACCUACUGUAUAAGAUGUUUACCAUCACCUCUCGAGUACUAAGCUUUGUGCUGCUGACUAUAUUCAAUGCCCACUCCACAUUGGCACUUUUUGGGAUCACAUGGUUAUGUACUUUCAUUUGGGCUUGGAAACAGCAGACAGACUUUUGCACCUCACGUGGUUUAGAGGUGUUCUACCGAAUAAUAAUUGGUGCAAUCUUGGUGUUUACAUUUUUUAACAUUAAAGGUCAAAGCACACAAUCAUCAAUGAUUUGCUAUUAUGCUGUAUCAUUUUGUGAAACAUUAUGUAUCGUGAUCCUGUGCACAUGUUGGUACCCUCCUCUUACUGUGUUUUCAUUUUUUUUACCCAUUUGUAUUGUUAUGUUUGUAUUUUUUUUCCUUGGAAUUAUAUUUCUUUUAAUGUAUUACCUUGCUUUACAUCCUAAUAAACAACCAUCGGCACAAUUUGAUGAAGUUGAUGGAACACAACGUUCAUCAGCACAAUUUGAUGAGGUUGAUGGAGCACAUUCGAGAAUUGCCUCUCGAAUAAAUACUUUUCUGCAAUGAAAAUAAUGUAAAAAAUGUGUACAGUUACGAAUAAUAAUUUUGUUUACCUCAUAUUUUGUAUA